Messenger RNA from Pelmatolapia mariae (spotted tilapia), 4152 nucleotides. It is a transcript of the gene nt5c3a, whose product is annotated as 5'-nucleotidase, cytosolic IIIA. Lineage: Eukaryota; Metazoa; Chordata; Actinopteri; Cichliformes; Cichlidae. Gene Ontology annotation, cellular component: cytoplasm. Gene Ontology annotation, molecular function: 5'-nucleotidase activity; magnesium ion binding. The coding region runs from base 265 to 1260 and encodes 331 amino acids. The transcript has 9 exons. The record is from RefSeq and is a predicted model, not a curated record.
CAAGAAGCCAAGACAACCGCGGUACAAAUAUUACAUACGUUCUUGUAAAUAUACGUGGGUAGAGAUAAAAAGAGCUCUUUUUUUUUUAGCGGAGUUUAAGUUUUAGGAAAGUACAUCUACAGCAGAAGCCAAAAGUGACUGGUCACAUUCUGUAUAGACGAUCUUUGAUUGCGUGAUUGCGCCAGAAGGCAGGCGUCUGUUGACAGGAGGAAGGACGGGACUGAUCGGUCGGCGGGCAGGUCGGUGAGAAAGCAGCGGACCGUCAUGGACAGGACGGCCGUGGUAAAGGUCGGAGCCGCAGCCAGCGCCAGUGUGUGUGCUUUGUUCGGCGGCGUGGUUCUUGCCCAGUACAUCGUCGCCAAAAAGAAGCGAGCUGGAAAGAAAACCAGGAUCAUAGAAAUGAUGCCUCAAUUUGAGAAAACCACGGUCCACAUGAAGGACCAUGGGAAGGUGGAGGACAUCAUCUGCGGUCUCAUCAAAGGAGGAGCUUCCAAACUGCAGAUCAUCACAGACUUUGACAUGACGUUAAGCAAAUUCUCAGUUAACGGCAAGCGUUGUCCAACGUGUCACAAUAUCAUUGAUAACUGCAAACUGGUAACAGAAGAGUGCAGGGGUAAGCUGCUAGCGCUGAAGAAUAAAUAUUAUCCCAUUGAGAUCGACCCUCAACUCACCAUGGAGGAGAAAUACCCGUUUAUGGUGGAGUGGUAUUUCAAUUCUCACCGACUGCUUGUGGAGCAGCGGUUAGAGAGGGACAAGCUGCCAGAGGUGGUCAGAGAGUCUGAUGUUGCCCUCAGAGACGGCUUUGAGCAGUUCUUUGACCGCCUGCAUCAGCACAAUGUGCCUGUGUUCAUUUUCUCUGCUGGCCUAGGAGAUGUCCUAGAGGAAAUCAUGCGCCAGGCAGGAGUGUAUCACCCCAACGUCAAGGUCGUCUCCAACUUCAUGGACUUUGAUGAAAAUGGCAUCUUGAAGGGAUUUAAAGGUGAGCUGAUCCAUGUGUACAACAAACAUGACGGUGCCCUGCGGAACACAGAGUACUUCAAACAAAUCAAAGAGUACUCCAACAUCAUCUUGCUGGGCGACUCACUGGGGGACCUAAGCAUGGCUGAUGGUGUGACCAAUGCGGAGAACAUCUUAAAGAUUGGCUUCCUCAAUGACAAGGUGGAAGAGCGACUUGACAAAUAUCUGGACUCUUAUGACAUAGUUCUGGUGAAGGACGAGACAUUGGAAGUCCCAAAUGCCAUCCUCCAGAAGAUUCUUUAAGUCCACCUCUGAGCUGGCCGCAAACCCACACCACACCCAGUCCACCUCUCUGUUCCCCCUUCAAUCUGGAGCCAGUUAGGCUUGACACCCUUUUUAACCAGCUCCACUCUCUGUCUCAACACAUCACCCUUUGACAGGCUUUUAAAAAAGACAUUUUACAUCUUGUAAAUGAAGUCCACUCAGCAUCAACAGACUGUCUCUGGUGUGUUUUGUCUGUUGCAGUUGUUUCUGAUGUUUUUUCUCUCUAUAUAUUUUUAUGAAAUAAUAACAAAAAGUGAGAUGAAAAAAAGCACAAACUCUUACUCCAUCUGAAUAUUUGCACAGUAUUGUUAUCAUAGCUUUUUCUAGGAGUAUUUUUAUUAUGGUGAUGUUUCAAUACCAUGUAUGAGGUGCCCACAGAUGGAUGAAACAGUUUGGUUUUUCUUCUUUUUUUGGAGCUAUCCCAGCAUGCCUGUCACCUCAGUUACUCUAUUUUUGCGACUUGGCAGUAAGAUGUCAUUCUAGCCAGUCUUGCAACGUAAGCUGUUGUUGUUAGACAUACCACAUAUCUGUACAGGUAAAGCUUAAAGGUUGGGAAAGUAAUUAAGAACAUUUAUUAACGGACCUUUUUAUCAGUAAUAGCAUUUUUCAAUCUCUUGCUUGGUUAAAGAAGCAUCAGCAGCCAGUAUUGGGUUUUUGUUUUUUUUAGAUAAAGAAGAGAGAUUUGGGGUGUCAACAUGAAACUCAUGUGAUGAUGAGAAACGAGAUGAAAAGCACUUUAAAUUCUAUGUACGGGGAAAUCAAGUCUCCUGUAGAUGUGCAGAGGUGGCACCGUUUUGAUUUAUGGAUGUUGGAACAGGUUCUUGGACAGAAAGGCCGUGUUUACAUGCGUUUAAUUUUUACCCAAAUGUGCUCAUUCAUACUUAUUUCUACAUGUUGUAAUGCUACAACUGAAACAUUUAUGGCAAAUGCCAUUUUUGAUUAAGGAGAUAGUUUACACGGCUCUCUUACUCAAGUAUUCUCUGUGCCAGAGAUAAAGGUUACAGAAGUAUUAACUAAUGCUGAAGUAUACCUGUAGUUGUCAUUACCGGGAAUUACCGGGAACUAAAAAGCCAUAAUAAUUACCGAAAAUAUGGCACCUUAAGCUUCUCUAUUGAAAUAAAUAUUACAUUAUUUAUGAAGAAAUAUAGUUUAUUUCACAGUUUCAGUAAAGAAAGAAGUCACCUGCUGUCUAUGGCUCACAAAAACCCAGCAUAAGACCUGUUAAAUGUAAUGUGUUUUAUCACCUUUACAUUCUCAAUGAGCACUACCUCUAAAAUAUUCAUCUUUAUGUUUUGGGAGGUUCAGAACUAAAACGUCUCAACAUGUGUAGAAUGUUGAAUUUGUUUGUGGUUUAAAUGUGCUGCUAUCACCUGCAUGUUGCCUUUUGUUAUUGUUCAGUUUAUGUUAAAGACACGGGACACUUAAAAAGAUAUAUCAAUAAAAUGGAGAAUACUGGCAUACUGUAAAUGUGGGCAUUGUAUCAAAAUGUAUAUUGUUUUACUGCAUUUGGAGAUAUUUUCAGAGUUUAGACUGGUGUGUUUUAUUUUUAUAAGCUGAAAGGCUUUAUUUUAUGGUGUGAAAAGAAAACAUAAUAAAGUUAUUGUUGUCAGGCCGUGCGUGGACAGCAGACUGGAUUAACUUAACUGAAAGCUUUGGGUUCAUUGGGAUUUUAAUGUGGAUCAUGUAAUGUAGGACAAGUGUUUCUCUUAAAUAUUCGCUAUGGUUUACUAGACCAUUGACUGAAAUACUUUAAAUGAUGGGACAUUUGCGUAAUUGUGAAGAAGUGUUGUGAUCCAUCAGUUAGUCCAAACAGAUACAUUUGGAUGUGGCUAUUGCGUAUAAAUGUUGUAUAAAUGCUGUUUGUAAUCAGAGUUAUCAAAAAAUGCCAAAUUUACUAAUAAAUAUAAUAUAUCAAAUCCAAAAUUAAAACUGGCCUAUUAUAAAACAGAACAUUCUUGAAUGAUCAUAAUUACUUGAAUAAUUAUAAUUCAGUAAAGUCAGCAGGAAAUUGUAAAGAUCAAGAUUGACAAACAUGUAUCACUCACGCAACUAUAGAAUUACUUUAUACUGGGAAGAAAGCACAGUAUGUCACUGAAUUUCUAAUUUAAGCCUACUAAGAGAGUUUCCAAAAAGAAAGAAAGAAAACAAAAAAUACGAAGUUUCAAAAAAAAAAAUGGUAACUGCAUUUCUGCAAAUGUGUUUAGUGGUCUUUGAAGUGAUGUGUGCACAGUACCUAUUUUUGUGGGGUUGCUUUCAAAUUGUGAAUGAUAUUGCACCAUAUGUAAUGUGCACACAAAGAGAAUGUUUAAGAAUAUGGACUGUUCAUUUUGACAAUUGCACAUCUGCAGGACGUCAUUAUUUAGCCGGUGUAUCACAAGACGUCCUGCAGAUGGCGGCAGUGGACAAAGAGUGAACAUUGGAUGAACUGUGGGAUACAAUUUAAAGUUUAUCAACGUGGCAUCUUUGAAUCUCAGAAAUUGUUGUGUUCACAUGAGAAAGUCGUGGCUCGUUGGUCUAGGGGUAUGAUUCUCGCUUAGGGUGCGAGAGGUCCCGGGUUCAAAUCCCGGACGAGCCCAUAUUUAGUUAGAAACUCAUUUUUGUUGUAUUUGAAGGGGCAUAAAGUAUAAAGUACAAAUAGUGGACAUCUGGAAUCAUAUUUAAUUUUUCUUCGGAAAUUUUUCUUUAGUGGGUCAAUACAGAAUUACUACUCUGUCAGACUGAGUAGUAACAGGAAGUUUUCUGAAAUGAAGUACUGAAGUACAGCUUCAAAUUUGCAUCCCAUCAGUCAAAUGUAGUCCAAAAACAUGGAUAUUAUAUCAAUGGAUAGCCAAAUGCAAACCAUUACAAUGCUUUUCCUGCAAUGUUAUUAUG